AUGGCAUCCGCCAUCACUUUGUUUACUCACUUAAAAAUCCCACUUGAGGAAAUUGUAAAGGCAACCAACAACUUUGAUGAUGUCUAUGUCAUCGGAGGUGGUGGUUUCGGAAAGGUGUAUAGAGGACAACUCUUGGUGUCCGGGAAGAUGGUGAACAUUGCUGCUCGCAGAUUUGAUGGAAACCAUCGACGACAGGGAGACGUUGAGUUCUGGACCGAGAUUACUAUGCUUUCUAGCCUCAAGCAUGAAAAUAUAGUAUCUCUAGUUGGGUUUUGUGAUGAGAAUGGUGAAAAGAUCAUCAUAAACAAGGAUGAGGCCACCAGGGGAAGUCUCUCCAUGUAUCUUAGCGACCCAACAACCCUCACCUGGAUUCAAAGAUUGAAGAUAUGUGUGGGAGUUGCGCGUGCGUUGAGAUGCAUCCAUAACGGUGAAGGGGGGCGAAGUGAUAGUGUCAUACACCGUAACAUCAACAGCUCCACAGUGUUAUUAGAUGCUGAAUUUGAGGCCAAGUUAUCUGGUUUUGAAUAUUCUAUCAAACAAUCGGUAAAUCGAAUGGGCCGGGUUGUCCUUUCAGAAGCUGUUGGCACAAAAGGGUACAUGGAUCCAUCAAUUUUAAAAACGGGAGGUGUAAGUCACAAGUCAGAUAUCUUCUCGUUUGGAGUGGUUUUAUGUGAAGUACUAUGUGGGCGGAAAGCUUUCAUUCCAAAUCAUGUAGAUAAUAGAUUUUUGGCUCCAUUGUUCAGAGUUCAUUAUGAAAACAAUGGGUCACUGAAUCAUAUAAUCCAUCCGGAUCUGCGGGUUCAAAUGAGCCGGCAAUCACUGACCCGAUUUUCCAGAGUAGCAUAUUCUUGCUUAGAGAACAGACUACACCGUCCAGAAAUGAACGAGAUUGUGAUAGAACUUGAGAAAUCAUUGGAACUCCAGCAGCAACUUGGAAAUAUGUGCAGUGGCUGUCGUGGUGGUGACAAUAACAGUGGCGGCGAUGACGGUAACUGUGGUGUCGACGGCGGUGAUGAUAUAUAG
Molecule: messenger RNA, 1023 nt
Organism: Erigeron canadensis
Lineage: Eukaryota; Viridiplantae; Streptophyta; Magnoliopsida; Asterales; Asteraceae
Product: receptor-like protein kinase HERK 1
Exons: 2
Coding region: 1-1023 (340 amino acids)
Biological process (GO): protein autophosphorylation
Cellular component (GO): plasma membrane; plasmodesma
Molecular function (GO): ATP binding; transmembrane receptor protein tyrosine kinase activity
Source: RefSeq, a predicted model, not a curated record